UUCCACCAAUUGUCGGCCAUAUUUGUUGUUUGUGUAUAAAAGCGUGUUGUGACAAAAUAUAAAUACUGGACUUUUAAACGAAUUUCAAUAAAGAGAUGAAGAUGAAACUGGUGGAGAACGUCGUAAGGAGUUUCCGAGUGGCGAAGGUGUUCCGUGAGAACACCGACAAAAUAAACAGCAUAGAUUUUUCCCCAAACGGCGAAACAUUGAUAUCUUGUAGUGAAGAUGACCAAAUUGUUAUUUACGAUUGCGAAAAAGGCACACAAGUCCGUACAGUUAAUAGUAAAAAGUACGGGGUUGACCUCAUACAUUUCACCCAUGCCAAAAACACAGCAAUACACAGUUCAACGAAGGUUGAUGAUACAAUUCGAUACCUUUCUUUACAUGAUAAUAAAUACAUCAGAUACUUUCCUGGACAUACAAAAAAGGUUACUUCCUUAUGUUUAUCACCUGUUGAAGAUACCUUUUUAUCAGGUUCAUUGGAUAAAACAUUAAGGUUAUGGGAUUUACGAUCACCGAAUUGUCAAGGUUUAAUGCAUUUAGCAGGAAAACCUGUUGCUGCUUAUGAUCCUGAGGGGUUAAUUUUUGCUGCCGGUGUAAAUUCCGAAUGCGUUAAAUUAUAUGAUUUAAGGUCGUUCGAUAAGGGACCUUUCGUUACUUUCAAAUUAACCCAAGAAAAGGAAUGUGAUUGGACGGGUUUAAAAUUUUCUAGAGAUGGAAAAACGAUAUUAAUCAGCACAAAUGGCUCAAUUAUUCGUCUAAUAGAUGCUUUCCAUGGAACCCCACUACAAACUUUUACAGGACAUUUGAACAAUAAAGGAAUUCCAGUUGAAGCAUCCUUCAGUCCAGACUCUCAGUUCAUUUUUAGUGGAUCAACAGAUGGUCGAAUACACGUUUGGAACGCUGAUACAGGAUACAAAGUUUGUGUAUUAAAUGCCGAUCAUCCAGGUCCUGUACAAUGCGUUCAAUUUAAUCCAAAAUAUAUGAUGUUAGCAUCUGCAUGCACGAACAUGGCGUUUUGGCUGCCUACUGUAGAUGAAACUUAAAUAUAAUUCUUUCAAAAUGUUAUGGGUCUGAAAGAAAAGCAUUUUGAUGAUUUUUAGUUGUUGAACUGAAUUAAGAAUAAGAAUAUAUUUUGUAAGAGAUUUUAUGGUAUAAAUAUGUUUAGGAUAGGAUAAUUUAAAAAAAAGUUUGAUUUAAUAAUUACAAUUAUUAUUGUAUACAUAUAUAAUUAUUGGUAAUGUUAUAAAUUAAUAUUUUUUUGUGUUUUAAUAUUAAUUUAGUUAAUAAUACGAUAAGAUGAAUAACACACAGAAUAUUUAAUGUCAAAAUUGAGUUAUCCGUAUUAUGUACUUUGUAGUUAGGAAUAAUUAUUACUUUUAAUUAUUACUUCAUGUGCUUUUCAAUCAGACAACUCCGAAUUUGCUGUUAAAUAACUGCCAAAAGCCUCCCAAUUUUAAAAAUAAACUUCACAUCUUUUAUAA
Molecule: messenger RNA, 1484 nt
Organism: Onthophagus taurus
Lineage: Eukaryota; Metazoa; Arthropoda; Insecta; Coleoptera; Scarabaeidae
Gene: Wdr82
Product: WD repeat domain 82
Cellular component (GO): Set1C/COMPASS complex
Molecular function (GO): protein binding; chromatin binding
Source: RefSeq, a predicted model, not a curated record